AUGUGUUUUGAUAGCUUAGAUGAUGUAAAACAAUUUUAUAAAAAUUACGGUAUUAGAAGCGGCUUUGGUAUUCGCACCAGGACUUCAGCAAGGGGCGAAGACAAUGAAAUCAACUACAUCAAGUUGGUGUGUUCACGAGAGGGAAAUUAUGUGUCCGCUAUUCCCCCGGAAUUGAAGACCGUCCCAACUAAAGCAAAACAGUGUAAAGCUUCAAUCACUGCAGCAAAGAAAGACGGACAAUGGUUCAUUAGGAGCGUUGUAACUGAUCACAGUCAUGACAUUAGUCCGAAGAAGUCAAGGCUAAUACGGGGCAACCGUAAAGUUGACAUGCAUUCAAGGCAAACUGUUGAGACUAACGAUGACGCUGGUGUCCGAAUUAACAAAAGUUUCCGCUCUCUUGUCUCUGAAGCAGGUGGAUAUGAAAACGUUAACUUCAUUGAACGUGAUGUUCGCAACUACAUUGGUCAACAAAGGCGAUCAUUGUGUAAGGAUGGGGAUGGGCAGGCCCUUUUACGACAUUUUUCAAAAAUGCGGGAAUUAAACAACGACUUCUUCUUUGAAAUUGACAUGGACGAAGACAACCGUAUAUGUAAUGUUUUUUGGGCCGAUGCGCGCAGUAGAGCGGCAUCUGAGGAUUUUGGUGAUGUUGUGUCUUUUGACACCACAUAUCUGACCAACAAAUAUGACAUGCCUUUCGCUCCUUUUGUAGGUGUUAAUCACCAUGGACACUCCAUUUUAUUAGGUUGUGGUCUAGUAUCAGCUGAAGACACAAGGUCGUUCGUGUGGAUUUUUGAAUGCUGGCUUCGGUGCAUGUAUAACAAACCACCGAAGGAAUUGUUACCGACCAAUGUAAGGCAAUGCUUAAUGCAAUUGGAGAAGUUUUCCCUACUACCAAACAUCGAUGGUGUCUAUGGCACAUAA
This is a messenger RNA of Vigna unguiculata (cowpea), 921 nucleotides long. Lineage: Eukaryota; Viridiplantae; Streptophyta; Magnoliopsida; Fabales; Fabaceae. The record is from RefSeq and is a predicted model, not a curated record.